AUGGAAUCUCUUGAAUCGCCGUUCCGCGGCCUUACCUGGGUUGACGAACUUUUCGGUCUUCAACCUCGAUGGUCCCUUGAGCCCGACAUUGAGGCUAUCAAGCAAACAGUACAGUACCUUCGGCCUUCAAGCACGAUUGAAGUGACAUUCCUCACCCAGGGUAGCUUCAACAAAAUCUAUGAGGUAAAAUCUGACGAUGAAAUGCUCAUCAUGCGAAUCGCAUUGCCCGUUGACCCAGUUCAUAGAACGAUAAGUGAAGUGGCAACCUUGGACUGGAUACAACGCACCACAACCAUUCCAGUUCCUAAGGUCAUCACUUAUGAAUCUUCCUGGGGUAAUCCGAUCGGAUUUGAAUGGAUUCUCAUGAACAAAAUUCCUGGAAAGCAGUUCGGCGACAUCUUCAGAACCCUUUCUUUUGCAACAAAAGAAAGUAUUGUCAAAGAGCUCGCAGCAUACUCUGUUGACCUUUAUCGAAACCAACUGCGAGGAAUUGGAAAUAUCCAUGACGUGUUAGCUAUCCCGGAUGUCGGUCGAAUUGUUGCCAUGCGUUUCUUCUGGGGUGAGAAUGUCCGUCGUGUUAUCAAUCGAGGUCAAUUUGCCUCAAGCAAGGACUGGCUCGCCUCCGGCGAUCAAGACAACGACGAGCACAAAGAAAAUCACGAUAACAAGGAUGAAAAACGUGACAAGAAUGAAGACGAUGGAGCCGAAGAAGCAAGUAAAACGUUGGAAAUGAUCGAGAAACUCAGAUUGAUUCUUCCCUCCGUCUUCCCGGAUACAUGUGAGCACCCGGAGCCUUCAAUGAUCUUCCACGACGACCUUUCUGUGGUCAAUUUCCUCGUCAAUGACAAUGGGAGAAUUGCUGGUGUGCUAGAUUGGGACUUCGUUUCAGCACUUCCUCUGUGGAAGGCCUGUGACUUCCCGAAUUUCUUGAAAGAGCAACCCCUGCCCCUCAAGCCCGAUAUUGGGAGUUACUUCAUUGAAGAUGAAGGGGAGGUUUGCGAAAUGUACUGGGAGGAUCUUUGGUACCACGAGGCAACCCUCCUUCGCGAUAUUUUCCUUGAUGAGAUGAGAAAACUGGAGCCAUAA
Molecule: messenger RNA, 1086 nt
Organism: Penicillium odoratum
Lineage: Eukaryota; Fungi; Ascomycota; Eurotiomycetes; Eurotiales; Aspergillaceae
Product: phosphotransferase family protein
Exons: 2
Coding region: 1-1086 (361 amino acids)
Source: RefSeq, a predicted model, not a curated record